Molecule: messenger RNA, 501 nt
Organism: Prunus armeniaca (apricot)
Lineage: Eukaryota; Viridiplantae; Streptophyta; Magnoliopsida; Rosales; Rosaceae
Source: the annotation of a GenBank genome assembly
AUGUCAGAACCCUCUACGAUUCAUUCCUUCCUUGCAGACUCACAAAAGCAUGCGGUCACUCCUAUUGAACCAGCUACCCGGGCUCGUGCUUCUAUGUCCACCACCAAAGGUUCGGCUUUUCAUACGUCCUCUCCAAAGCCCACAUGGAUUAUUAACUCGGGUGCUACGGAUCACAUGAAAUUUGAUCCUAGCCAACUUAUUAGUCGCAAAUCAACCACUCCAUCGGUGGUAUCUAAUGCUAAUGAUACUGCUUCCUCUAUGGUUAGGGAGGGCUCUAUAUCUAUCUCUAAAUCCAUACAUUUGGAUUCUGUAUUGCUUGUUCCCUCCUUGGACCAUAACUUGUUGACAUCCUCACGGGGAAGACGAUUGGUUGUGGUACUAGGUGAGGCAAACUCUACUACUUGGACUGGGCACCAAAUAAUGAGACCAAGGUUGGUCAAGCUUUCACAACUAGUGGAGCUAGUUCUGAGAGGCAGAGAGAAAAGUUUGGUUAUGGCAUAA